Sclerotinia sclerotiorum 1980 UF-70 is the source of this 1203-nucleotide messenger RNA. RefSeq lists its product as hypothetical. Bases 1 to 1203 code for a protein of 400 amino acids. Lineage: Eukaryota; Fungi; Ascomycota; Leotiomycetes; Helotiales; Sclerotiniaceae. Gene Ontology annotation, molecular function: monooxygenase activity; FAD binding. The transcript is spliced from 7 exons. Gene Ontology annotation, biological process: secondary metabolite biosynthetic process. The record is from RefSeq and is a predicted model, not a curated record.
AUGUAUUAUGUACCCAUAGUCAUUCACAUCUUGAUUAUUGGUUGCGGCCUUGCUGGUCUCACCACAUCUAUUGCGCUUGCAAAAGGUGGUCAUACAGUAGAGAUAUUGGAGAGCUCUGCACAUAUCUCAUACAUUGGAGCUGGUAUUCAGAUCACACCAAAUGCGUCCAAGGUUCUCAGACGGUUGGAUAUCGAUUCGUACAUUAAAAAAUAUUGCUCCUAUCCUGUUGAUUUAAGAAUGAUGCGUUGGAAGGAUGGUCAGGUCCUCGUCGAGUGUCCGUUGGAAGAACCUGCGGAAAAUGUUUAUAUGUCUCCUUAUUGGCAUGUUCAUCGCGCUAAUCUUCAUCGUGGACUACUGAAUGCUGCAAUGGACCACGGUUGUAAGGUUCGGUUGAACAGUCGCGUGGUCAGUAUUGAUCCUUCGGUGCCUACGCUUGCUACACAAGAUGGAAAAACUUAUUCUGCAGACUUGAUUGUCGCAUCAGAUGGUCUACAUUCGAUGGCUCGUGAAGUUAUCCUAGGUAGAGCUGGUGCGCCAAUUCCAACAGGCCAGAUGGCAUAUCGCGUAAUAUUCCCGAUCAAAAAACUUGAAGGUAUCCCUGAAUUAGAGGAAAUUAUCACCAUUCCUCGAAAUAAUCAUUGGAUUGGUCCCAAUGCAACUAUCUUGUCAUACUUGUUGGAGGGUAAGGAGGAAAAGUUGCUGAAUCUUGUUUUCACGUUGGUUUCUCUCGUGAUCGGCAUGAUUCUUGAACAUGUGGAUACGGUAUUAGAAUGGAGGCUCUACACCCACGCAGAACUAAACACCUGGAUUCAUACAUCAGGAAAACUCUGUCUAAUCGGCGACGCAGCCCAUGCCAUGACACCCUACCUCGCGCAAGGAGCAGCCAUGAGCAUCGAAGAUGCAGGCAUCCUAGGUGCACUUCUUCAAAAGUACCCCAACAAAAACACACUUCCAGAAACAUUAUCAACGUAUUUCAAUCUUCGACAGAAGCGAACUGCAAUGAUUGCAAAGGCGUCUAUUGAAUCGAGAUAUUUUACGCAGAUGUCUGAUGGGGAUUUGCAGAAAUCCAGAGAUGAGUAUCUUCUGUCGCAUCCGGGUAUUUGGGAGGAGCAUGUUAAUAUUCGGUCUCGGAGGGAGUUUUUGGAUGAACUUUUUGGUUAUGAUUUGGGUAAGGUUUUGGAAUGUCAGUCUGUGCUAGUUUAA